Ipomoea nil (Japanese morning glory) is the source of this 3655-nucleotide messenger RNA. RefSeq lists its product as uncharacterized. NCBI's taxonomy places the organism in Eukaryota, Viridiplantae, Streptophyta, Magnoliopsida, Solanales, Convolvulaceae. The coding region runs from base 194 to 3454 and encodes 1086 amino acids. The transcript is spliced from 13 exons. The record is from RefSeq and is a predicted model, not a curated record.
UUUUUUAUGCUCUCUUAUCUUCAUUAAUUAGCACACACUGCGUUGCACUAUCAGUUUCAUGUCUUAUAUCCUCUCACAGCCUUCACCAGCCACUAAAAUCCCAUUUCUCCAAAUCAUAUCCCACACCUCCAUGCAAGCUAAGAGCAAAUUUGGUUGAAAAUUGAGACAUGUAAAAAUCCCAUUUUUUGCUGAAAUGGGAUUUUUUAGCAAGAGUUCAUGGUUGGUUCUGCAUUGCUGGGUUUGUCUUGUUUUGAGUCUGAGAGCUCAACCUAAUGCUGCUUCCGAGGUCUCUCUUAGGUUCUUGAAGACCCCUUCACCCUUUUCAAAUCAAAAUUCAACCAAAUUUGUUUUUCAAGUCUUGGUUGGAGGCAACAACAGUGAUGUUUGUAAAGAUUGUCCCACAACUUGCAAGCUGGAUGACCACGUACCUUCGGAUUGUCAUGGCGGGAUGGUUUCUUAUGCAGCAUUGCAGGAUGGAUUUCAUACCUUUGAAGCUUGCACGAAUGGGUCUCGUGGCGUUGGGUGCGCUAGCCACAACUGGACAGUUGACACAGUUCCCCCUACAGCUUACCUUAUGGCCCCAACAUCUUUUACAAAUGCUUCAAAUAUUACCGUAAAUAUAUCCUUCACCGAACCUUGCGGUUUUGGAUGCCCCUCUGUAAAUUCGUGCAAUCUUAUUGUCUAUGGUUCGGGCCAAGUUUUGCCAAGUACACUUCGUGUCAUUCACCCGAACCUCACAUUUUCUAUUGUUGUGAGUUUGCCGACAAGUUCUCAAUUUGGAAAGGUGACCAUAGUGACGGGUAAAAGUUUCUGUACAGACGCUGCUGGAAACAAAUUUACGAGGACAGAAAAUUCAACUUUAGUUGUACAUUAUGAUAGAAGAAGUGUUUUGGUGAACUUGAGAACUCACAUACCGGAAAGGCUACUCGAAAUUAAUGCAAAAACUAGGACGGUACUCGCAACUAAUAAUGCAAACAAGCUUAAGGUGUAUUUAUACUUCACCGAACCAGUAGUUAACUCGUCUACUCAAAUUUUGGGUUCUCUUAACGCGAGUGAAGGAUCACUUACACCUAUUAACGGGAAAAGCCUUGGAAAGCGUAGAUUUGGUUUUGAGCUAAAAGAUAUAUCCGAGACGGCCAUACUCACAGUGAGCUUUGAUUCAAACUCGGUAAUAAGCAGACAGGGAACCCCGGUUUCUUAUGUUGCCCCGGUUACUUUUCUAUAUGAUACUCAACGACCUACUGUAAGGUUGAGCACGACAUCUAAGAUGAGGACUAGUGAAAAGCAGAUUCCUAUUGUGAUAAACUUUAUCAAGCCCGUCUUUGGAUUUAAUUCAUCUUUGAUAUCUAUCAGCGGUGGACAAGUUAAAAGCUUUCAGGAAAUAAGUCGGAGCACGUAUGGUCUUUUUUUGCAAGCGGAUGGUGAUUUAGUAUCUAUCAGCGUGCCCGAGAAUGUUACAGAGGAUGUUGCGGGAAAUAGGAACCUACCAUCAAAUAUUCUCCAACUGAAGCACUAUUCUGUACCCAUGAUAUCCCGGGUUCUUUCAAUCUUUGCAACCACCGCUUUUGCAGUGACAGCUUUUGUUGCGGGGCUUCUCACCGUUUCGACUGCUAGCCUUCAGUCUAUUGGUGCAUUCUCGAGACCAACUUCACUUUUGACGUCUGAACCCACAAGAAGUGUUUUCAGAAUGGCAAGCCACAUACAGAUUUUUGCAAUGUCAAGGUGGUUACCGGUUGUCUUGCCAGUUGAAUUCUAUGAAUUUGCGAGAGGCCUGCAGUGGAGUGUUCCCUAUUUUAACCUCCCGUGGGAAACCGGGGAAAUGCAGCAGUUCAUGGUGGGAUCGAGUUCUCCAUCGGGUGAUUCAUAUAGUUCGAGAAUACAUGAUUCUGGACUUUUUCGUGGUGUUAAACCAGACCUAGAACACGUGGGCGUUGGUCCAACGGUUUAUGGGUUACCGUUAACCCCUAUAGAAUAUGGAUCAGUAUUUGAGCAGAGCCACAAUGUCUUGCCCGAAGCUGAGUUCAUCUGGGAUCCACAAAAUUCAAACGGAUGGAGGGAGUUCGAUAGAACGAUGUUUUGGUUAGCUUUAAUUUUUGGCGGCUUGCUCUUGCUUCAUGCUUUGCUCCUUUGCGUUCUAAAAUUCCGAAAGGACACGAAAAAGAAGUGGAGCUAUGGGGCUUUGAUAUUUCCAAGGCUCGAGAUUUUUCUUCUAAGUCUUGCACUACCCGGUGUUUGCAAAUCCUCGGUAGCUCUAAUCAAAGGUGGAGAGUCUUCGGGUAUAAUCGUUGGCAUUCUGCUACUGGGCAUAGUAUCAUUUCUGCUGCUCGGCUUGUUCUUGUUCCUCUCGGUGGGUAUAACUUGCGGGAAGCUACUUCAAUACAAGGAGGUUCAUCAAGAAGGGCAGAAAUUUCACUGGUAUCAAGAACUAGUUAGAGUAACCUUAGGCCCUGGAAAACGAGGCCAGUGGACAUGGAAAGAGGAGCGCGAUUCCACGUAUCUAACCGUUUUCGGUCCUUUGUUCGAGGAUCUAAGGGGACCGCCAAAGUACAUGUUGUCUCAGAUUGCGGGAGGGGGGAAUCUCAGCAAGCGUCGGGACAGAAUCAUUGCAUCGGACGACGAAACAGAAGACGCUGAGGCUCCUUUCAUCCAGAAGCUCUUCGGGAUCCUGAGGAUAUACUACACGUUCCUCGACACUGCAAAACGCGUGGCUCUCGGGAUCGUGGCGAGCGCCUAUUUAAAGAACUGGUCGUCUAAGACGCCCACGAUCCUCAUGCUUUCCCUCGCGGCCUUCCAGCUCUUCUUCAUGGUGCUUAAGAAGCCUUUCAUAAAGAAGAAAGUGCAGCUAGUUGAGAUCCUAUCAGUCACCAGUGAAGUUGCCAUUUUCGCUAUGUGCAUUGUCCUCUUGGAGUGGGAAUUCUCAGCCAAAGACGAGACGAGAAUCGGGAUCUUCAUGCUCGGGCUAUGCAUAAUCGCGUUGUUAGCAGAAACGGCAAACGAAUGGUACGCUUUAUACACGCAGAUAAAGCGGUUAGACCCUGCUGAGAACUCUUUCUGUCUAGGCCUUAAAGCAGCAUCCAUAGGGUUCCUUCUGUUCUUCUUUCCUCAAAGACUCAUCAAAAAGCUCGACACGAAAUGCUCGUUGUUUAAGAGGGGCGGGGAAGGCGAGAGCACGGGAACCACCACCACGCCUUCUACUCUCGAUAAAAGCAGGAGUACAGAUACUAGAAACUCGGGCGAGAAGUCGUGGCUAAGACAAAUACGGGAGCUAGCAAAGUCGAGCUUCAGCAGAGAAGGAAGCCCGGCUGAUCCCUCGACCAGCAGGACGAGAUGGAGUGAUUACGUCUGGAACACAAAGAGGAGUGGGAGCUCAUCUGUGGAUGAUUCUUCAGCAGAUUUCAAGACAAAACCAAGAGGAUUGUACAAAGAUUUAGAAGCGAUUUUCGCAUCCAAGUAAGCCACUUAUACAUGGAAUAGAACAGUCUUCAAAUCUUGCAUCUUCCAUUAACACCAUCCUAGGAGUUUACUGAAUGCUGGCCUGCAUUUAUAUAGAAGUUCUAGAUGGCUUUCAAUAAGCUUGCAUUGAACUGCAAUAGCUAGAUAAAGUGUGGUUGUUUUGAAGUCAUUAACCAUCUAUAUUCCACUGCAAAUUACUCCC